AUGUUAGCGGACACGGGCGCGACGCUCAGUCUCGUCGACUUCCGUGUUCUGAAGCGUCUGGGCCGAGCUGGUGAAGCUCUGAAGGCUUACGACGGGCAUGUACGCAGUUCGUCUGGACACCGUCUGCGCAUUCGGGGGUGGAUCACUCUCCCCCUAAUGCUGGGCAAGGUCGGGGCGACCAUGCGGAUGCUCGUGGCCGACAAGUUGCAUGUGGACGCUAUCUUGGGCGUCGACGCGCUGGGCGCGCGGAGCAAGCACUUAUCGUUGGGCGUGAUGGUGGUCCACGAAUCGUUCAUGGCCACGAUGGCCGUGUCCGUCCGCUUGCCGCCUAGGGGACAGGCCCUGGUGGUCGCGGAUGUGGUGGGCGAUGCCCCGAACGCGACCGUCCUCGUCGAGGGCUCUUUCAACUUGCCGCCUUCGCUUUGCGUGGCGAGAACGCUCUGUACUGUGGACGACGGUCGAGUCGUCGUGGAGAUCUGCAACGCAUCGACAGAAGAGUUCUGGAUCAAGAAGGGCACGGUGGUGGCCUCGACGUCCGUGAUGCCCGAGUCGGCGUUUGGCUUUGAGCAGCCGUCAGCGGAGAAGUCCGAAGGGGCGCCCUGCCGUCCGCCCGAGACUAGCGGGGCGGCCACCGUUGCUGCCAGUCGUGAAGAAGAGGUAAAGGGGCCGGAUCUCGGCGAGACUGUGAGGGCGUCGAGGCCCGAUGUGCCGCCGGACAAG
This is a messenger RNA of Phytophthora sojae, 720 nucleotides long. RefSeq lists its product as hypothetical. The record is from RefSeq and is a predicted model, not a curated record. The annotation marks the transcript as partial. NCBI's taxonomy places the organism in Eukaryota, Oomycota, Peronosporomycetes, Peronosporales, Peronosporaceae. The transcript is spliced from 2 exons.